Messenger RNA from Setaria italica (foxtail millet), 2272 nucleotides. RefSeq names its product double-stranded RNA-binding protein 8. Lineage: Eukaryota; Viridiplantae; Streptophyta; Magnoliopsida; Poales; Poaceae. The transcript has 4 exons. Gene Ontology annotation, biological process: regulation of gene expression; rRNA processing. The coding region runs from base 526 to 1869 and encodes 447 amino acids. Gene Ontology annotation, cellular component: nucleus. The record is from RefSeq and is a predicted model, not a curated record. Gene Ontology annotation, molecular function: double-stranded RNA binding; ribonuclease III activity.
CCGACAACCGGCGAGGGCAAGGGCGCAAGGCGGGCAGCGGGAACACAGCACACGGCGGCCUGCGGCCUGACGACCGGUGCGGUGCACCGCUCGUCGGCGUGGCCGUGAGGCCUGCGCUGGCGCGGCGGCUUCCUGCCGGCGGUUGGCCCGUGUUCGGGUAGGGGGCCAUGGCCCGUCCGGCAGUGGUGUCCAGAAUGUUCAGCUCCAGCUCCCCCGUACCCUUUUUCUCUGGAUCCGCCCCUGGCUACGCCGUCUCCGGCGAGGUGGCCCAGCCACCUCUCUGCUCUGCUCCCUUGCUUCUCUUCUCUCUCCACUCUUCAGCCUGCACAAUCUGUGAAGAAAGAAACAGCCGGUGAUGCUCUCCAUUGGUCACCGGUAACUGACACCUGGGCACCACCGUUCUGUGGGACCCGCUUGCAAUCGAAGAGAAUGCUAGAACCACGCACGCCGAACCCCUAGAAACGCCACACAGAACCCUCCUCACCCCUCCUCACCCUUCACUUCGAGGCGGCGGCGGGGUGAGCUAUGGACGGCGGAGGCGCGGCGCCGCACGAUGCCGCCACGAACAUCUCCCCUGCGCCCAACGUCGCGGCCGCCCCCACCGGGAUCAGGGUUGAGAAUUGCUAUGUAUUCAAGAGCCGCUUGCAAGAGUAUGCGCAGAAAGCUGGUCUUCCAACCCCAGAGUACCAUACCCUCAAAGAGGGCCCAUCCCACGAACCAGUCUUCAAGUCCACAGUGGUCGUUAACAACACCAAGUAUGAUUCCCUGCCCGGAUUCUUCAGCCGAAAGGCUGCAGAACAGUCGGCCGCCGAAGUUGCGCUCAUGGAGAUAGUCAAGUCUGUUCCACCAACUGAAACCAAAAGCAUCCCAGCAGUACAAGAGACUGGCCUGUGCAAGAAUCUUCUUCAGGAGUACGCUCAGAAGAUGAAUUACGCCAUUCCAUCAUAUAUUUGCACUAAACAAGCUUCAGGCGUAGCUCCUUUUGUAUGCACUGUUGAGAUUGGUGGCAUACAAUACAUUGGUGCUGCAGCUAGAACAAAGAAGGAGGCAGAGAUAAAAGCUGCCCGAACAGCUCUUCUUGCAAUCCAAGGUCAAUCAGAAGGUUGUGGAAAUGGUGCCACGAAGUACAUUGUUGUUCCUGGGCAAAGGGAGGUUAAAGAGACAGAUAAAAAGCCAACUGAAACCCCCAAAUCACUCAAAGUCAAGAAAAGUGGUGGCAGAAAGAAAUGGAACAAGAGGAAAUUCAUGAGGAAGACCGACCAGAUUGUUGAUGCUGAAAAGGAUGGAGCUAGGGAGGCUGGGGAUGUUCAUGAUUCUGAUGUCCCAAUGCAGACAACAAUAACAGAAGAGCCAUCCAGAGACAGUAUAAUACUGCAUCUUGACGAUGAAGCUAGAAGAGUGGAAAUGGAGCAUCUUAGAGAUGUUGCAACCCUGCAACCUGAUAAGGAAGCUAGAAGUGUAAAUCAGGGGCUUGCAAUGCUUCUACACUCUGAGGAAGCUAUAAGAGUAGAACAUGACUUACCUAGAGACACUGCAAUGGUUCAAUCUAACAGGGAAGUUGUAAUGUUGCAAUCCGAUGAGGAAGCUAGGAAGCCACCCAGAGAUCCUGUAACGGUCCAGCCUAAUGAGGAAGCUAGAAGUGUAAAACAGGAGCCACUCAGUAGCGCUGAAGCGGCGAAGCCUAACAUGGAAGGUAGAACUGUAGAAGAGGAGUCAGCAAGAGCCUAUGUAGCAUUGCAAUUUAAUAGGGAUGCUAAAGAUGUGAAGGAGGAGCUGCCAAGCAAUACUGUAAUGAUGCAGUGUGAGGAAACAGAAACCAUAAAGCAAGAAGCACCUCAAAGUGGUGAAUUGGAGGAGCCACCUAACUAGGGAUGUAUUUUUGGAGAACUGCAAAUCUUUCUGAACAAGAAGACCAAAAUAUAUGAGACACAUUGCUGGAUGCAAAUAAGUCCAUGGGAGAUAUAUGAGCAUAAAAUAAAUUGUUGUGGUUGACUCCAAUUGUAAGGACCUUCCAAUGUUUAUAGUGUAUCGACAUGCAAAAAACUGGGAUUUCCAGUUUAGAGUGAAUUCUGGGAAAGAACAGAUGGGAGCAUGUGAACCAACGUAGUUAGUUUAUGUUUGCUAUCAUUAGCUGAUUGUAUCCCUGAUGAACUAUGUGAACCGAGGUAGGUAGAUUGUGGUCAGGAAAACUUUCUGUGUCAGAUUUGAGCGGUUGAAUUGCAUAAUCUGGUUACUGGAUGGUUGCUUAAAUGUUGCCAUUCGUUUAUUUGAA